UCAAUUUGCUUGUAGAUCUUCUUUUUCUUGAUUUCCACAUAAAAAAGGAAAAGAAAAACUGCUUUUUAAUCUUAUUCUCUCCAAGUUCUAGCUUCCUUUCAACUCAAAAGAAAGAAAAAAAAAAAAAACUGCUCUAAUUUCCUGUUAUAUAUAAGGUUCAUUUCUACUUUCGUUUUCUUUUAACUAAAAAAAAGUGCUGUGUUUCUUUCAUUUGGUUUCUACUUCCGUUUGUUCUAAGUAGAAGAAGAGAAUCCAGUAGAAGCUGCUCCUUUAAUCUUUUACAUAUAGUCCUGCUGAAGAAGUCUGCAAGUGGUGAAGAACUGAAGACCUAGUCCCUGCGACACUAAAUCCAUAUCUAAAGCUUUCGAAGACCCACUGACAGUGAUUUGAAAAGGUGCUUGUUUAAUCUUCCUGUACUAUUGAAGAACUCCUGGAAUCGGGGGAGGACGCAAGUCCCUGCAGCAUUAAAUCCAGUUUCUAAUUCUUUAGAAGACGCCAAAGUGAGUUUGUAGCGUUUUCGCUGAAGCAAGGGAGCGCCCUUUCAAUUUGGUUCUUAAAAUAUUGCAUAGAUCUUUAUCUCAAGUGAGUUGUUUUCUGACUUCAGAUUACUGGCAAUGGCCGCGGCCUUCUGUCUCUCUGCUGCUUCUAAUGCCGUGGGAACACUGAUGGUAGAGUACCUGGUGAGGCCCGUAGAGCGUGGUUUUCGUUACUUAUUUCGUUUUAAUAAGAUUGUUGAAGAGCUCAAGCUGCAGGAAAAAAAUUUGAGCAAAGAACAAACUCGAGUAAUGCAGGAUGUUGAAGAGGCUAAAAGGCAUGUUCAAACUCAAGUAAUUGAGCAGUAUGUAGAGGACUGGUUGACAGACGCAGAAAAUGUCUUCAAAGAUGUACAGAGUUUGGAACGUAGAAUUGAAGAAAAUAAGAGAUGCUUCCUUUGGUGUCCUAAUUGGAGUUGUGGAUAUCCGUUAAGUAAGAAGAUAGAGCGACAGACAGUGGCGAUCAAAGAACUUGUCAAGUCUUCUAAAUUUGACAGAGUUGGUCACCGUGCUACUCUCCCUGGCAUAGAAUUCUUCUCUCCUAAGGAUCUUGUGGCUUCAAAAUCUUCAACUUCUGCUUUCAAUGAGAUCAUGGAGGCAUUGAAGAAUGAUGAAGUCAACAUGAUCGCAGUAUGGGGGAUGGGAGGGGUUGGUAAAACCACCUUAGUCACCGAAGUGGGCAAGAAAGCCAAAGAAUUAGAGCUUUUCCAUAAAGUUAUAAAAGCUGUCGUGUCCCAAACUCCAAUCAUUGAAAAUAUUCAAGUUAAAAUAGCAGACUUCUUAGAUUUAAAGUUUGAAAAGAUGGGUAAAGAAGGGAAAGCAGAGGAAUUAUGGCUUGGAUUGAAAAAGGAAGAAAAGGUCCUCAUAAUCCUUGACGAUAUGUGGGAUGAGCUCAACUUGAAGGAGAUAGGCAUUCCAUUGCGUGAAAAUCACAAGGGCUGUAAAAUCAUUUUGACAACACGUCGUAAGAAAGUAUGUGAAUCUAUGGCAAGUCAAGUUACGGUUUCACUCGGUGUUUUAGAUGAAGGUGAGGCAUGGACUUUAUUCAAAACAAAAGCAAGCCUCGAUGAAGGUAAAGAUCAUGCACACACUAUUGAGGUGGCUAUGAAUGUUGCAAAAGAAUGCAAGGGCCUACCUGUAGCUAUUGUAACAUUAGCAAGGGCUUUAAAAGGUACUAAAACUGUUAAAGGAUGGGAAGUAGCACUUGACAAGCUUAAGAACUACAGAUUAAUGGAAAUUGGGAAUGUUGAAGAAGAGGCAGAGAAAAAUGUCUACAUGUGUCUGAAGAUCAGUUAUGAUUACUUGAGGAAGGAGACAACCAAGAGAUGCUUCUUAUUGUGUGCUUUAUAUCCAGAAGAUUACUCAAUUGAUGUGGAAGCGUUGGUGAGACAUGCUUGGGGUUUGAAGAUAUAUAGCAAGGCUGCCUCAAUUGAAGAAGCGAGGUUUGAAGUCUUGGAAGCCAUUGACUACCUCAAAGAUUCUAGUUUGUUGUUAGCAGAUACAGAAAGGUAUGUCAAAUUACAUGACAUGGUUCGUGAUGUUGCUCUAUGGGUUGCAUCCAAAGAAGAAAGUGAUUUUAUGAUAAAACCUAGUUUGGGGUUAGCGAAUGAAAGCCUUGAACCUUGUAAUGCAAUCUCAUUGUUGGAUGGUGAAAAAAAAAAAUUUCCUAAGGGAUUGGUUUGUCCGAAGCUUGAGAUCCUAUUGCUAAAGAACUGUCAUACAUCAAAUGAAUGUUUUCAAGAGAUGAAAGAAUUGAGAGUUCUGAGUCUUGUGAAGCCUUAUCGUUGGGAGUUUUCUUUGAAUUCUCUUAUGUCUCUAAGAAAACUUCGAGCUCUACAUGUAGAAAAUUUCUACGGGGUAGAAGACUUCUCAUCCCUUGGAAACCUGACGACACUUGAGAUUCUCAGUUUGCGUGGUUCAGAAGUCCAGGAAUUGGCAGAUGAAUUCGGGAAUUUGAAAAAUCUUAAGGUGUUGGAUCUAACUAAUUGUAAAAUUUUGUCAAGAUUUCCCCCUAAUUUGAUUCGAAGUUUCUACCAGCUGGAGGAGCUAUACAUAAAAGGUUUAGAGAUUGCAAGUGGAAAGGCAAGUACUGCUAUCCUUCCGGAGCUAAGAUUCUUAUCUAGAUUAGAGGCACUAUACUUGGAGUUACCUUUUUUACAUAUUCCGAAUGACUUUGAGUUUCCUAGAUUGCAAAGAUAUGAAAUAGCCAUAAAGGAAAGGAGCUCUUAUAGGGAUAAACCGGUAACCUCAUCAAGAUCGUCCUUGCAGAUUGAGGGGGGGUUUCCUCUAAAUGUAAUUUUAGAGUUACUUUGGAAAAUAGAGUUUCUUAAAGUCUCAGAUAUGGAGGAUGAGUAUGUAGAAUGCUUGAAUGAUAAAACACAACAGAAGGUGCCAGUUUCAUUGAUUUUACAAAAUCUAAAAGAAGUGAAAGUUGAAUCCUGUGAGAAUCUGUUAGUGGUAUUUCAGAUGGAGAAGGUGGAAAAUCACGCAUCAUUGCACUCAAGCCUAGAACGCUUGUAUCUAAAGGAUUUGUCUCAUUUGCGUUGCAUAUGGGAAUUGCCAACUCAUAUAAGCCUUGGACGUUUAGUGGAUUUAAAGCUAAUCUUUUGCCCAAGUCUGAAAUCUCUCUUCUCACUUUCUGUAGCUCAAAGUCUGGUACUCUUAGAAUAUCUUCAGAUAAAGGGCUGUGGUGAAUUGAAGCAAAUAGUCACAGAAUCGGAAGGUGUUGAAGAAGAAAUAUCAUCAACCAUCAAUUCUCACACUUCUUUGUGCUUCCCAAAGUUAACAUAUGUCGAGAUAGAUAAAUGUGAUGGUUUGGAAUAUAUUUUUCCGCGGAUGAUGGCGCCCCAAGGGUUUCCGCAACUGGAAAAUCUUUACAUAAUUAAUUGCCAUCAAUUAAAACAAGUGUUCAGACCUGCAAAAGAAAGGGAUGAAAAUGACACUAUGCUUCCCCGACUAAAGUUUCUUACAUCUUUGAUGAAGUUGACAGUGAUCUCUUGCCCUCUAUUAACUGAUUCUAGUGUUCAUUUUGAAGCUGUGAAGGCUGAGCUGGAGGAGGUUCGGUUAUCAGCAUUCAAGGAAUUAUUCAGCAAUACAAAAGAACUUAUUCUCCGGAGAAGUAGGGUGGGAAGUCAUAAUCUGGUUCCAGAUGCAAACGGAGAGGGACUAUGUGGAUUAACUUCCCUUCUACUGGAAUAUUGCGAGGAUCUCGAAUGCUUGGUUGAUACGACAACAAUGAAGGUGCCAACUUCUGCAUUCACUGAUUUGGUCGAAUUAGUUAUAAAUGAUAUGGUUGGUUUGAAAAUAUUAUGCAAGGGUCAGCCUCCACAAGGUUUCCUGCAAAAUUUAAAAAUUUUGAAAGUUGAAAAUUGCAGGGAUAUUGUCUCUUUGUCUCCUACAGGAAAAUUACAAAAUAUGCAGCAACUGGUUGUACGAGAUUGUAGGAAGUUGCAAGUGGUAUUUCAAACCUCUUUUUCUCCAGGUCUUCCUAAACUAGAAUCGGUUUCGGUAAGUGAGUGUCCUCAAUUAGAGCAAGUCUUCUACAUCGAGGCAAAAGAACAAGAUGGAGUUGAACAUGGUAUUAUGCUCCGAUGUCUAAAGCAUCUACAACUUGAUAGGUUAACAAACUUGAGCAGUUUUGGUCCUCAAAACUAUUUUUUUGAAGCGCCUAUUUUGGAAAAUUUAAGAGUUUCUGAGUGUCCUCGAUUCACCAACUUUUCCAUUCAAAAACUUAACAAGCGGGUUGACUUAAAGGGAGUUCGAUUGUCCGUAUUCAAAGAGUCGUUAUGCAAAACAGAAGAUCUUACUCUCAGCAGAAUUAAUAUGGAUCACAAAAAUCUCGUUGCAGAUGCAGAUCUAGAAGGGUUAACAACCCUUAAACUUAUGGAUUGCAAGGAUCUUGAAUGCUUGGUUGAUUCAACAAACGAGCAUGUCCCAACAAGUGGAAUAUUCACUAAUUUGGUGGAAUUAGUCAUGGAAAACAUGAUUGGUUUGGAAAUGUUGUGCAAGGGCCAGCCUCCGAAGGGUUUCCUACGAAACCUAGAAAUCUUGACGGUCAGAGGAUGCAAGGAUAUUGUCUCUUUAUCUCCCAUGGAACGAAAUCUAAAAAAGCUGACAGUUGAACAAAAUGGAAGGUUGCAAGAGAUAUUUCGAAUCGAUGAGUUUCUUUAUAACAGGGAAGAAAAUCAAGCACCAUUACUGUCAAAUUUAGACUUUUUGAGGGUAUGGUAUCUGCCAGAAUUGAAAUGGAUAUUAAAAGGUCCCGCCCAUUACGUUAGCCUCCGAAGUCUGAAGAUUGUAAAUAUAAGAAGAUGCAACGAAUUGAAAUCUCUCUUCUCAGCCUCCAUCGUUCAAACCCUAAGGCUUCUAGAAGAACUAGUGAUUGGUUAUUGUGAUAAAUUGGAGCAUGUUUUCCUGGAGUUAGAAAGUGAUGAUGAUCAAACAGAAUCAGACACUCUGUGCUUGCCAAACUUGAAAACUCUGGAUAUAACUGGAUGCCCAAGACUAGAAUAUGUUUUUCCAAACACUUUGGCUCAAGGUUUUCCUUGUCUGCAAAACCUAAAAUUUCGUAAAUUAACAAAUUUGAAUGGUUUUGUUGCAGAAAACUAUUUUGUCAAACUGCCUGCUUUGAAAAAAGUAGAUGUUAUCGACUGUCCUCCAUUGACAAAUUUUACCAUUCAACAAGAAGUUGACAAGCCUAUUCAAUUAAAGGAGUUGGUUAUCUGUUUUGAAUUUAAAAAUGAUGUUGAGUUGUGCAACACCCAAUUGAGACAAAGAUCACCAAAUUUGGAAUACAUAAAUGUGGGGAAGUUUGAACAACUAUUUCAGCUUCGAGGUGGAUACUUCAUCUCAAGUUUAGAGAAAAUGAGGCUUGUUAAUCUGAUUUGGCUACGAGAUAUAUGGAAGGGUCUCAUACAAGUUGUAACCAAUCUUAGAAAAUUGGAAGUAGACAACUGCAGUAAAUUGACAUGUAUCUUCCCAAUAAUGCUUAUUCAAAAUUUUCCACAAUUGACCUUUCUACGAAUACUCCGAUGUGAUAAUCUGGAGCAAAUAAUUGGGAAUGAUAACAUUUCGGCAUCAUCAUCAAAAGGUCAUGACCAAGAUGAAACGGGUGUUAAAAGUGAGAAGGAAUUGUUGAUGUUGAGUCGAUUACAAGAGGUGGAUCUUGUAACAUUGCCACGCCUAGUGAGCUUCGGUCCUGUGGGUUAUCAUUUGGUAUUCCCAUCUUUGUGCUUCUUAAAGAUUGAAGGAUGUUCCCAGAUGACAACAAAUUUCACUGUCGAUUCAACAUUAACUGUGCAUGCAAAAAAACAGGGAAGAACCAGGAGAUGUUUCACCAUUGAAGUGAAAAACUGCAAAAGCAUAGUUGAAUGUAAGUUUCACCUCAAUACUAUCACCAACAGUCUAGGCUAGUUAAUUAGCCAGGUAAACUAAUACUUAUUUUUGUGGUUCUUUAAUUGCUUGAAAUUUCAGUUUCCUAUUAGGAUAGACCCAGAUCAAUUCAUAGGUGCACUUGAGCUUCCAAUUUCUUGAUCUGCUUGUUUGUUUCUAAAUUUGUAACCAGUGAUAUUCUGGGUUUGCAAGUAUGGAUCACAUUUAUGUGUAUUUUCGCCAAAACUAUACAGUGUUGGUUGAGUAUAAACUGUUGGCUGAUUUUCAGUCAGGCCGUGCUUUAAUUCCUAUUGAAUAUAUAUCUGAUUUUGAUUCUACGCAAUAUCAGAAUGUUUACUUGUCCUAACAAGUCCACGGAAAAAUCACUUGCUGUUAUCCAUAUACUUGAUCACUUCCAUAGUUACUUGCAUAAUGUCUACUUCUACUUGGUUGAUUGUUUUUAUUAACCAUGCUUACCUUGCUCAUCUUAAUUAUUACAGUUCUUAUUUUUAUGUUCUCCAAUUGUUAACCAUGUAUAUUUGUCAACUAAAUUCCACCAGCAGUCACUGAACAUUGAUAAUUGCUUCUUGUCUCUGGCGCUUACAUGCUCAAGCUUUGAGGUCCCUUCCCCUUUUAUCCUUUUUGAUAUGUUUGGAUGCAGAUUUUGUGGGGCUUUGAGUUUGUAUUAUCAACUUUUUGGGUGAAUUUAGUGCUUAAGAUGAUGGAGAUGAUAGGAUAAUAUAAGAAUGUAGAUGACAUCAUCCUGUCCAAUGUCUGCUGUGAGCAAGAUAGCAGAGCAGAAUGAGAUAAUUUUUCUUCUAUGUAAUGUUUGGUGUAGAUACCAUUAGAUGUCAAGUAGGAUGAUUUUUUGUCAUUGGUCUAAAUACCCCUCUCUAUGCUAUGCCAAGUACAAAUUUUAAAUGAAAUUUUCAACUUUUAAGGGGGGUGGGAAAUAUGAAAGAAAAAAAAUGAAUGGAGGAUACUACAAUCCUGUCGCAUACGAUUAAAUAAUCCUCCCCUUUUUACACAAGAUUGAGUCAUC
Molecule: messenger RNA, 6945 nt
Organism: Durio zibethinus
Lineage: Eukaryota; Viridiplantae; Streptophyta; Magnoliopsida; Malvales; Malvaceae
Source: RefSeq, a predicted model, not a curated record